Phyllostomus discolor (pale spear-nosed bat) is the source of this 1761-nucleotide messenger RNA. It is a transcript of the gene CNTD1, whose product is annotated as cyclin N-terminal domain containing 1. The record is from RefSeq and is a predicted model, not a curated record. Gene Ontology annotation, biological process: reciprocal meiotic recombination. The transcript is spliced from 7 exons. Lineage: Eukaryota; Metazoa; Chordata; Mammalia; Chiroptera; Phyllostomidae. Gene Ontology annotation, cellular component: site of double-strand break. The coding region runs from base 305 to 1297 and encodes 330 amino acids.
CACGUUUUUUGUUUUUGUUUUUUUAACCUACCGAGCGGGGCUGUCGGCCUUCGAUGGGCGGGGCAGACGGGAAGAGGCCGUGCUUCCUGAUUGGCUGAGGGGUCCGCGGCCGUUGGCGCGGGGAAAAGACUGCGGAGCGCUCGAGGCUGUCGCGGGAAUUGCGUUUUCCUUGGUCUCGAGGCGAGGACAAGCACACAAGACGGGAGAACGAAUCCAGAGUGCGGCAGAGGGCAGUGGAGAGAAGCCAAGGGGAUCGGUUUACGGACCCAGUGAGCCUUCUGGGUGUCCAGAAAGGUUUCUGAAAAUGGACGGACCCGCCAGACCAAGACUGGCCUCUCCCAGUGAAUUUCAGUUUGGAGCUGUUGCCACGGAGACGAUCGAAGACGCUCUGCUCCACUUGGCCCAGCAGAACGAGCAGGCAGUGCAGGAGUCUGCGGGAUGGAUGGGCAGCUUCAGGGAGACCCGGAUCGUGGAGUUUGUUUUUCUCCUGUCUGAACAAUGGUGUCUGGAGAAAUCUGUGAGCUACCAGGCUGUAGAAAUCCUAGAAAGGUUUAUGGUUAAGCAGGCAGAGAGUAUCUGCAGACAAGCCAGAGUCCAGCGGAGAGAUAAGACCGAAGCUCGGGAUUGGAGGGCUCUGAAAGAGCAGCUUUUCAACAAGUUUAUCCUGCGUCUUGUGUCAUGUGUUCAGCUGGCAAGCAAACUUUCUUUCCACUACAAAAUCAUCAGCAACAUCACGGUCCUGAAUUUCCUCCAGGCCCUAGGGUAUCUGCACACUAAAGAGGAGCUGCUGGAGUCGGAGCUGGAUGUUUUGAAGUCCCUGAACUUCCAAAUCAAUCUGCCUACCCCCCUGGCGUAUGUGGAGAUGCUCCUGGAGGUCCUAGGGUACAACGGCUGCCUGGUCCCGGCCACGCAGCUGCAUGCCACCUGCCUAACCCUGCUGGACCUGGUCUAUCUUCUGCACGAACCCAUGUAUGAGAGUCUGCUGAGGGCCUCGAUCGAGAACUCCACACCCAGUCAGCUGCAAGGGGAGAAGUUCGUUUCCGUGAAGGAGGACUUCAUGCUCCUGGCAGUAGGCGUCAUCGCCGCGAGCGCGUUCAUCCAGAACCGCGGGUGUUGGGGCCAGGUGGUGGGGCAUCUGCAGAGCAUCACUGGCAUCGCCCUGGAGAGCAUCGCCGCCUUCUCUUACGCAAUCCUGACCCACAGCGUGGGAGCCAGCACUCCGGGCCGACCUGGGAGGCCCGUGCCUCCCCACCUGGUGGCCAGAGCCCUGAGGGCCGCCGCUUCCUCCAACACGUGAGACACACGCAAUCUGCCCAAUACAGACGCCCUCCCGUCACCGCACUCAUCUCUCCCUUUGUUGGCUUUAAUGCCUGGGACACAAGUUUCAAGUAUCUUUUGAACCGUUUUGUAUUCCAACUUCAUGCUUAUUUUUCUGCAUCGCAGAGUUAAGGUGGACAAGCAUGUCCUUUCUGUCGUAUCAGACUGAAAACAUAAAAAGCUGGGAGAGAGAAAUAUUCGUGAAGUUGACUCACUUUUAUUUAACAAGAUAUUAAUGCCUUUUCUUUAACUGUACAUUUCAUUACGAGAGAACAUCAGACAUGAAGACUAGCAUUAACCAGGGGCUCAAAAACUGAGACCACCUGGGUGACCUUGACUGAGCAAGAAGGCAGUCUCCAUUUCCCGUAGUUUAUCAUCUCUGUUCUGUUACGGAGAUCUACACAAACAGGGCUUUCUCCACAGUUAUUUCCACUGUUUUUUUUU